AUUAGGCUGUUUAAAAUACACUUUUUUUUCUUUGCAGUUACCCUUUAGUGUUCAUAAAACCCAGUGUAGGAAUCUGUUUUCAUGUUGUUGUGUGCAGUUUUGCAGAAAAAAAUAUGAAAACUUGUGUCCGGUUAUCUCCUCAACUCGACGAAACUCGGCUGCCAACAGGUGAAGUCACAUGGCCAUAACGUACAGUAUGCCUUUUUACUGGAAACGGAAGCCCUUCCAGGCCAAGCGAGCGAGCCACGUUGAAGAUGAGCGCUGCAUCACAUGGACGUAUGCGCUUGUCAAUAAUCAAUCCGUCGACGAAUAUUUGAAUUCGCGUUUGUGGCCAAUGAGUGCCAGGACGGCACUUAUUGUCGCUUGGGAAUGACAAGUUUCAUGGUGGGCUCGAGAAAGACGGUGGAAGCUUCAAGUCACCGCCUUUGAUGCCCAAGCACUUCACGACCGCGUGAUUUCUCACUUCGCUUUUGAGUUGAAGAGAAAAGCUAAGGAGGAUGAAGUUGAAAAAUCAUUUCAUGGUCCCUUUAAUGAUGGCUGUAAUACUUGCCAAAUUGCUUAACUGCAAGAAUAUUAACACCAAGCUGAUUGAAUAUACAGUCGUUAAUUCUUACGAAACUUUUGUCCAGGGUAGGUUUUGGCGAAUCCUGUUUUUAGACAAACGAAACCUAAUAUGUGAAGCGACAACACGGCCGCUGCACCUGCCAGUCGGGCAACAACGGGCGGUGAAGAAGGAGAAAGAAGAUGGGUUCCGCUUUGUCCAGCGGCAGCAACUCUCCGGACGAUUGCUCCAUGCACGAAUUCUCGUCUCCCAGCGACACCAGUUGGGCACAGAUGCAUGCCCGAGUUACGAAGCUGCCCGUGAACGUGGUAGAAAACCUGUGGGCCGACUAUCGCAACCUCGAGCUCAACCAGGCUGGCAGAGAAAGCGUCGUCUCGACUGAUCGUCUGCACCCCGAGUCCAAACAUGCCUUAUCUUUUCUGUCGCAAAGGCGUACCACGGACACCAUCACAUUUCUGCAGCUCUGUUCGCUUUACAAGUGGAUCUCGAACCCGCUGAAUGAAACAAGAGCGAAAGGUAUCGGCGUUGCUGCUCUUAACGCUGCUUCAGCUGCUUUCCACUUACACUUCGCAAUGCGUUCAGCGAUAUUCCGCAAGUUAUUUCCAGGUGGCAGCAUGGACCAUGGACAACUUCAUGCUCUGCUCCGGAAAACUUGCCCUGAUGAUACUGAGAUUACUAUCAAGCGGUUUGCUGACGUAUUCUUCGCGCAGAUGGACACUUCGAGAGAAGGGGUCAUCACGGAAGACAAGUUUCUCGACUGGCUGAUGACUUCCACGCCCAAGGUUCAAUUCAUGGUUCUCGAAAAACUGGCUCCUCCUGAGACCCCCCCCGUGCCUGUUUGAUCUUGAAACAGAGUCUUAUGGUUAAUAUAAUAAAACUCCCCCGUGAGA
Molecule: messenger RNA, 1452 nt
Organism: Ixodes scapularis (black-legged tick)
Lineage: Eukaryota; Metazoa; Arthropoda; Arachnida; Ixodida; Ixodidae
Exons: 5
Coding region: 745-1404 (219 amino acids)
Source: RefSeq, a predicted model, not a curated record